AUGGCAGACACUUGCAAAGCCGUCACUACCCUAAAGACAUACUGGAGCUUUUGCCCCUCCUUAGGAGCUGCAAUUGCAUUUCUAGUCUUUUUCUUCUUGACCUUUGUGGCCCAUGUGACUCAGGGGAUCUACUAUCGAAAGGCGUACACUUGGGUGAUCUCAAUGUCAGCUCUCUGGCAGUCUAUCACCUACAUCCUCCGAAUCAUCAGCAUCAAGAACCCAUCUAGCUUGGGCGAGUACGCCGGCUGGUUCGUUUUAAUCUUGAUAUCGCCGCUCUGGACAAAUGCGUUCGUCUACAUGGUCUUUGGCCGGAUGGUCUGGAAUUACACCCCCGACGCUACUCUGUGGCGUGUUCCUGCGUGGAGAUUUGGGUACUGCUUUGUUAUUUUGGACAUAGUAGCAUUCAUCAUCCAAGUCUACGGCGCCGCUUCAGCAGAAACCAGCGGUAACACCAUCGCACAGAUACUGCGAGGUAUACAUAUAUACAUGGGCGGCGUCGCGAUCCAGCAAGCCUUCAUCUUCUGUUUCUGCGCUUUCGCAUAUAAAUUCUGGCGAAAACUGCUCGAACAGAAAAAGACCGUCAACGACCAGAACCCUGUAUCUCCGGAUCUCAGCCUCCAGUCAGGAUUCACACUCCUUUACGCCUUGAUAGCCGCGUUAAUCCUCAUCUCACUACGAAUCUUCUUCCGUCUCGCCGAAUACUCCAACGGUCUGCAAUCCACGAUCCCGAACCAUGAGGCGUUUCAGUAUUGUCUCGACUCGUUACCGAUGUUACUCGCCUUGAUUAUUCUGAAUAUCGUUCAUCCAGGCGCUAUUAUGAGAGGUCCAAUGUGUGAGAUUCCGUCUCGGAAGAGGAGGAGGGUGGAGGGAGUUAGGUGUAAAGGGGAUGUUCGACGCUGUGUCUCUCUGGAACUACAUGCAAUCUGUGAUUUGUAG
Molecule: messenger RNA, 936 nt
Organism: Talaromyces marneffei
Lineage: Eukaryota; Fungi; Ascomycota; Eurotiomycetes; Eurotiales; Trichocomaceae
Exons: 6
Coding region: 1-936 (311 amino acids)
Cellular component (GO): membrane
Source: RefSeq, a predicted model, not a curated record